UGAAGAGAAAAAGCAUGGAGUCAGUGGAUUUAGAUAUGGGCGAGAUCUUUGAGGAGGAGGAAGAAGAAUUCCUGUCUGUGGGACCCCUGCCAGAUCUCCCAGAAGAUGAGGAAGGGGCAGAGGGAACACAGAAUGGGGAGGAAAAUGAUGAAAACAGUGCAGAAGUGUUGUCCAGAUUGAAGGAUUUAUCAAAGGGAGCAGCCAAGAAGGUUGUCCGUAGACCACAACCAAAGUUAGAUGCUACCAGGUUGACUGGUGAAAGAGGAAUACCUGUUUUACCUAAGGUUUUCCAAGAUGUGAAGUUUAAAGGACAAGGGCAUGAGGCCAGAGACCUCCAGAUUAUUAUGAGGUACUUGGAGCAUUGGGCCCAUAGAUUGUUUCCUAAAAUGCCUUUUGAUGAAGUACUAGAGAGAAUUGAGAAAUUGGGAACAAAGAAUGAAGUCAAGACCUGUAUAAAAAGAAUGCGUCUUGAUAUGCCCAUCCUGAAUGAUGACUUUGUCAGAGAUGACGAUGAAAGAGAAGAGGAGGCGGGCCAGGCAUCUCAGGACAUUGACCUUGAUGCAGAGGAAGCAUGGGAGGAGAUGAUAUCCGAGGAGAAGAAGAAGCAUGCCUCACAACAGAAUGGGUCAAGUCCUCCAUCCUCCUCCUCGAGGGAGACUCCACGGUCUGGAAUGUUAGAGGCACAGCUCUCACAACCCCUUUCUUCCACCUCUUCCACUCCUGGCACUUUCAAAGCCAUGAACAGCAAUGUUGGAGUGUCACAGGGUCUUACCCCAGAGCAAAGGGAAAGGCUGGAGAGGAGUCGUCAGCUAGCCAUGGAGAGGAGAGCUAAUAAACAUGGCGGACAAUCAGUCUUCAAGACUCCAGCCAUUCCAAAGUCUCCAGCACGUCGUCUAGUCUCCCAAACAGUGUCUAGUCCUUCACAAGCAUCCUCCCACAUCAUUCAGUCACCCCCUAAAAUGUGUAGUCAUGGCAACAUUCCCAUCAACAAUACCGGUAACCAACCCACCUUCCAUAGCUUAGUGACUGCCAACAGUUCUCAGGACAUCUGCACUCCUGUCAUUACUCCAGGAAGUAAUAUCACAAAUGGUAGUCUUCAAAACCAUCCAAGCAGGGAAUCUGAAACAACUCAGGAUGGUGAGUUGAGUGAAGUGAUUCCAUUUGUUAAUGUAAACAAAAUAUCAGACAAUCAGUCAAAGGGUUCAGAGAUGAGCCAGAUCAUUCCGCUUUUGACAAGUCCAGCAAAGAAGCCGGGAGACCUGAAUAUAUCAUCCAGUGAUCAAAUGUCGGAGGAUGAACUUCUUCUUCAUCUCUCAGAAAGUGAAUGAUUUAAUUUUUGUAAUUUCAAAUUUUGUUUUAAACCGUUAAUAUGAAAGUGUACAACAUACUAUC
Messenger RNA from Saccostrea echinata, 1392 nucleotides. RefSeq names its product TIMELESS-interacting protein-like. Gene Ontology annotation, biological process: DNA damage response; replication fork processing; replication fork arrest. Gene Ontology annotation, molecular function: DNA binding. Gene Ontology annotation, cellular component: nucleus; replication fork protection complex. The record is from RefSeq and is a predicted model, not a curated record. The coding region runs from base 15 to 1328 and encodes 437 amino acids. The transcript is spliced from 8 exons. NCBI's taxonomy places the organism in Eukaryota, Metazoa, Mollusca, Bivalvia, Ostreida, Ostreidae.